UCCUCUGGACGCGUUGAUCUCACACAGCGCCAAGCGGUAGAGCGGAGUGUGAGUGUAUCUGUGAAUCGCUCCCAAGUGCACUCAGACCACACCAGGCAAGACUCGGUAAACGGAGGGACGCGCACACUGGGAACGAACCACACUGAAAGGACUUAAGGCACUGCGCUCCGCUACAAAGCGCAUGACCGUCUGUGGAUGAAGGAUGCUGUCAAGCCGCUCGGUGUUCGUGGAGUGCGGGUAGUGCAUGACGCGCUGCUCCGGGUUUAGGUCGCACGAACAGUCGCCCCGGUUCUCCGGUGGCCGUGUUGGAGAGUCUUGUUUGAGGACUUUCCAUCACACUGGACUUUUGGCCGCAUGCCUUCUGAGAGAUUUUGAAGGACGUCGGUGGGCAGUAUUUAUUUAAAGAAAGAUUUUCUUCACUCAAACGGAAGAGACAGUUUUAACUCCACGGCUCCAGUUGGACUUUUUAAUGUAUUUCCAGUAUGGGACCUUUUACAGAAAGUCAUUUUGGGACAUUUGACAUCGGCCUGGAAUAAUGAACUAGUAGAGAGAAACUGCUGAAUUCCCCGUUCAAGCCAUCUGAAUCUUUCGCGCUUCACUGAUAGUUUGUUAAAGAGCCGUUUUUGCGUCAUGUUCGCCCUGAAGAAAUGCGCACGGGAAAACUUUGGAAUGCGAUAGAUUAGUGUUAGCAACUUUAAUAACGCUGUUUUAGAUUUGUUUUUUAAAUCAUAUGUGGGAAAACGAAGACCAUUAAUACGGAAACAGAUACACAGCUUAUGUGCGCAUUUGGACACUGUCUGCUCCGCGUCCUUGGAGAAGUUGAAAAACCACAAUUGAUUCCAAGCAAUGAGAACUUAUGUGACGGAAAAAUAGACUGUGUGCCGAUGUCUGGCAAACUGGCCGUCAUGUGGGAUUGAUUGCAGGGGAGUAUGUUUGGGCUGGAGCAGUUUGGUUCUCAAAUUAAUAGCAGAAACCCUGGCCAGUCAGAGAGAAGCGUAAACCAACAGAGACUGAACAUGGGCUCACAUUAUAAAAGCCCAGGUUUUCACGCUGGAGGCCCGCCCGGAGCCGUGGAACCCGGCAUGGGCCCUCUGAGCGAGCCGCAAAUGCUUGGGCUCAAUAUGAACAUGAACGGAGAGCAGUAUGGGGGCUUUCACCCACGGGGACACUCAGACAUGCAUGCAGGCGGAGGACUCCAGCAGCAGCAGCAGCCUCAGCAGCAAGGAGCAAUGCAUGGAUUUUUUAACAACCAGCAACCUCAUCAAGGACAUCCUCAUGGCCAUCAACCUCACCCCCACCAACACCAUCCUCAUUUCAGUGGGAAUUUUGGAGGCCCAGAGCCGGGGUCAUCAUGUCUGCACGGUGGAAGGUUAAUGGGCUACAACAAUAAUGGCAUGGGACCACAGCAGGGCUUUGGAGAAGGAUUUGAUCCUCUUGCUGAGGGACAGACAGGAGAUGGCUUUCCCCAGCAACAGCAGCGGCCUGGUAAUAUGCCUGACUUUCAACAUCACGGGCCUCCCAGCGGCAACCAUGCUGUCCCUGCCCCCUGUCUACCCCUGGACCAGUCACCCAAUAGAGCAGCAUCCUUCCAUGGUCUUCCUUCGUCCUCAUCCUCCUCUUCUGAGUCUCACGGUUUAGAGCCUCGACGGAUGCCCAACCAGGGAGCUGUGGAGGGAUUAGAGUAUAACUUCCCCAACGAGCCCCCAUCUGGACCUUUUGAUGUACCCGUGUUUUCCCCAUCAGAAUCAGAAUCUCAGUUACCGCAUUUUGGGCCAGGGAGGCCAGUUCCCAGUGGGAAUUUCCCAGGGAACCCCGGAAUGCCACGGACACCAGGUAUGCAGGGCAUUUCUAAGGGGCACCAGCCACCACCCCAGCCCCAGCAGCCUCAGCAUGGAGUGUUUUUUGAGCGGUUUGGAAAUGGCCGGAAAGUGUCUGUGGGAAUGGAGCCUGGGGUCAGUGCACGACAUCCUCUCAUGCAGCAGCAACAACAGGCUGGCUUGAUAGCUAGACAGAACUCAUGCCCCCCUGGCCUCCCCCGACCCUCUCAGGCUGAGCCGGGCUCUACUAACCCUAACAUUCUGGAUGGAGGGGUCAUGAUACCUGGCCAACACAACCAGUUUGAAUAUCCAAUUCACAGACUGGAAAAUAGGGGCCUGCACCCUUACGGGGACCCCAUGUUUAAUAUGCAAAAUCCAGCUCCUCCUCCCUCCCAUCAUCCCCCAAAUCAGAGGCUGCAACACUUUGACUCUCCUUAUAUGAACAUGGCAAAAAGGCCUAGAUUUGAUUUUCCUAAUGCACAUGGUAGCGAAGGUUGGUGUGGCAAUAUGGACAACCACCUCUCUCCCUCUGCCUACCCCGGCCUUCCUGGAGAGUUCACCCCACCUGUGAAUGAAGGUUUUGCUCCAGGUCCCCUGCAGCAUCCCGGGCCUGAGCAGCAGUCUCUGCAGCAGCGCCAGAAUGCAGCCAUGAUGAUAAAACAAAUGGCCUCCCGCAACCAGCAGCAGAGGAUGAGGCAGCCGAGUCUGCAGCAGUUGGGUCACCAUGGCGAUGUACCUCCCGGUCCAAUGGCUCAUGGGGGCCCAGUUGGAAGCAUGCCUCAGCCCAACUUUGACAGGGAGAAUGGUGGCAGAAUGCCCAACAUCGAUGGACAAAAUCCUCAUGUAACUCAGGAGAACUCCUGGUUUCAGGGGUCCCACCCACCUGGAGAGAUGAUGUCACGGCGCAUGGGUGGAGCAAGCAAUGAGUCGGGGCCCCAUGACAUGGGACUACAGCAGAAUGGGGCCGGAAUGAUGUUUAGGCCAGGCAUUGGAAUGCAGGAGCCCAUGAGAAUAACAGGAGAUGGACACGUGCAGACCCUUCAUUCCCCGGGCAUGCACUCUCAGUUCAGUGGCAACAUGGGAAACCUCUCACAAAUGCAGUCUCCAGGAGCAGGAACAGGACAUCCAAAUGCACCAGCAGAGAGGCGGCCAGCUGACUUCCCUGCACCUCCAAUGGGAGCACAGCCACCGUUUCCCUAUGGGGGGGCUAACCGUCAAGGGCCGGCCCACAGUGCUCCCCAGGGGGUGAGCACCUCACCAGGGAGCUACCCUCCUCAGCCUGAGUUCCCCUCAGGCCAGCGGCCGUCUGUUAGUAAGCUUGGAGCUCUGUCCCUCGGGAACUUCAGCAAAACCAGCACUAAAGACAGUGUUUUUGGUCAGAGCUGCCUAGCGGCCCUUUCCACUGCCUGCCAGAACAUGAUCGCUAGCCUAGGGGCCCCAAAUCUUAAUGUAACAUUCAACAAGAAGAACCAAAAUGAGGGCAAGCGAAAACUGAGUCAGACAGAGCAGGACAUUAAUAGCAGCACAUCUAAUGGGACUGGCAGUGCUGGUCCUGAAUAUUUUCAGAGCAGCACUUCCCAGAACAGCCAGAUGCCUGGCACUGGGAAUAGCAACUCUAAGCCUGCAAGUCAAAGCCAGACGGUGCAGGGGGAAGCCAGUGCCCUCUCCCCAAAUUACAACAUGGACGCUACCCCGUGCAGUGAGGGGAAGGCAACAACAGGGAGUGGGAGAGGGAGAGGGAGGAGAAAAAGAGACAGUGGACAUGUGAGCCCUGGAAUUUUUUUUUCCUCUGACAAUGGUAACCCUGUUGUAAGUCCAGGCCAGCAGACCCCCUCGGCUGGCGUUGGGGAGAGGGGUGGGGGCACGCCCCAUGAAAAACACCUUCAAUCACCAUCUUGGGGAAAAGGAGGUGACCUAAUGUUGGGGGACCAGGCUGACCUUAUGUCUUCUUUGGACAGUGGUAUUCAAAGUGUUGCUGCCAAGUCUGACAGUAGCUCACCAAGAGUGGACUUUCCUGACGAUGUCAGCACCCACUAUGGCAACGAGGAUGAGGUGUCCUCCAGUUCAGAUGCGGGAGGGACGUCAGCCAUCAAGCCUAAUCGCAGUCCUAUGAUCACCGGCUCACCCAAAAUGCAGAGGAGUGAUCACGGAUUGAUAAAUGGACAAAAGCCCCUGGGCAUGGGCAUUAACAAUCAUACUACCUCGACACCAGACAGCUAUGGACUGAAUGCUGGUGUGGGCACAGGGGCCAGCGGGGUAAGCCACCCAGGCACUCCUGGGGUGGAGCAGGUACGCACCCCAUCCAGCACCUCUGGCCAGGAGGAAAUCCAUCCUCUGGAGAUUCUGCAGGCCCAGAUCCAGCUGCAGCGGCAACAGUUCAGUAUCUCUGAAGACCAGCCCUUAGCCAUGAAGAAUGGCAAAAAGAAUGGUGACUGUCCCUCACAGAACGGAGACAAUGAGCUGGCGAGCUGCAGUCCGGAUGCUGGGAAGGGCUCAAUGGGCACUAUUGACCUUGACACUCUCAUGGCAGAGCAGCACGCCACCUGGUACGUGCCCAGUGACAAGGCCAUGAUGGACGGGUCAGAGGAUGACAAGGCCUUGGGACCCUGGGAAAAAAAUAAGAGCCAAAACAACAGUAAAGAAGAAUCAGAGCUCUCCCAGAGUAAGGCUGGAGCUGGGGCCCCAGGGGCAGGAGGUGGAGGAGGAGGAGGAGGAGGUGGUGGAGGUGGAGGGGGUGGGAGCAGCGGAGGGAACCACCUGCAGUGCCUGUCCGUCCACUGCACAGACGAACUGGGAGACAGUAAGGGCAGAGGGGGUCCCGUCUCGUCUUGGCGCUCCCUCCACUCCGACAUCUCAAACCGUUUUGGGACGUUUGUGGCGGCACUAACUUGAACAAAAAGCGGGCCCUCGCAGGGAGAAGGAAAGGAAGGAAAAAAAAGAAGAUCGAAAAAUAACAAGAAGGAAAGACUCGGAGACGAAUAAUGAUGAUGAGGAUGGCGAUGAUGAUCAUUUGUUGAUGAGGCAACUGCGUGCGGCUCUCGCCUGUUCAGGGAGAGAAAGACAUUUACACUCAUAAAAGCAAACAUAAACACAGUUACACAUACACACACACGCGCAAAUACCUUCUUUUUUUUUUUCUUUUUUUUUCUUCUGAUACACGCAGUCACACGUAAGAACACUCUCACAUACUGCUGGACAAUGCAGCGCGGGCUCUACUCUACCAUGCCCACAUCUGGAAAACCUCAAAUCAAUAUUAUUUUUCAUUUAUUUUCUUUGUUGAAAAAAAAAUAAAGAAAUGUUAAAGGAGAACCCGAAACCCCGAAGAAGCAGUAAAAGAAGAGAGAUCAGUUGCCAUUGGCUUCGAUUGUAUUCCGGUGUCAAGUCUUGUGGCGCAACCAUGAGUUCAUUUUUUUGUUACACCUCCAAUGUGUGCAUUAUCUUUCCAGUGGAGGCAACCUUACCACUUGCAACCACACAAACCAGCCCCGCUUCCCAGUUUCCAGUUACUCUGCCCCACAUUUAAGUGAGGCCCGCUGGUUCAUAAGACAUGGCGUCAACACAGACGAGCAGAACUAGAGGGAGAUGAGAGGAGGAGUGAUCAGGCAUGAAUGUAACAACUUUUUCCCUCUUUGGCAAAGCAAAUUUUAACCUUUCAUUUGCUGCUCAGAUUACUGAGAUUUGUUGUAGUUUUAUUUGUAUCGCUGGGAAUAUAUUUUCCUCAUCUUCUCUUCUCUUCUCUUCUCUUCUCUUCUCUUCUCUUCUCUUCUCUUCUCUUCUCUUCUCUUCUCUUCUCUUCUCUUCUCUUCUCUUCAGACAGACCUUGCCACUUGUAUACAAUUCAGCCAAUGGGAACUAAAAAAAAAAAAAAUGAAAGUCAAGGGAUUGUUUAAUAAGGGAAUUGAAAAAAAAAGAUUAUUGGUAUUGCACAUGUAUAAUAAGAGAAAAAUUUGCUGUGUGUUAGGCAAUCUUGUAAUCUUUAAAUAAAGCUUCUGUUGAAUUUGAAUUUCUGAAACAAUAGAUGGAGGACUGUGACGGCAAUUUACAAACUGAUUUUUGUUUCCUUUUUGUUUUCUUUUUUUAAUAAUAUGUAAAGUGCAGUCGUCUGUUUUCCUGCAUAUUGUAUAUAUCUGUAUAUGUUUUAUUGAGUAACUAAAUAACAAUAAAUAUGACGUUAAAGGUG
Mugil cephalus (flathead mullet) is the source of this 5997-nucleotide messenger RNA. RefSeq names its product meningioma 1b (gene mn1b). Gene Ontology annotation, biological process: regulation of DNA-templated transcription. The record is from RefSeq and is a predicted model, not a curated record. The transcript is spliced from 3 exons. The coding region runs from base 930 to 4709 and encodes 1259 amino acids. NCBI's taxonomy places the organism in Eukaryota, Metazoa, Chordata, Actinopteri, Mugiliformes, Mugilidae.